CCUCGAACACCGCCUUCCCCUCGUACCCCUCGGAGGAAGAUGAGUAAACCCGCAGCAAGGAUUGCUAAAUCAUGGCAACAUUUAUGGAACGACUGGCUUUUCUUCAGAAAGUCCCAACUCUGAUGAAGGCUACAGCAGACAAUGAAACCCCCUGUCCUGGUUAUCUUUUCCAAGAAAUUGGAAAAAUCUCCCACGAGUCUUCAGGUUGCAGUCAGUGUUUGUUGGAGUACCUUCUGGAGCGGUUGCAGGUGGAGUCCUGUCAUGUCAAACUUAAGGUGCUGAAAAUCUUUGUCCAUCUUUGUGGUCAUGGCUCAAACCAUUUCCUCACAGAACUUCGAAGGAACUCCACGUUCAUCCAGCAGGCAUCAGUUUACAGUGGCCCUCCUGAUCCCAUCCAUGGCACAGCAUUGUACCAGAAAGUGAGAAAUACAGCACAGGAAGUGGCCAGGUUGCUUUUCACAGAUAUCAUUUCCACUAAAGACGGUGUGUCUCCGCUCAACCUAGCCCUCCCAACAAUGGGUAUGGGCUCAGCAACUUCCCACAGGUCAGGAAUGCAGGGCUUUGGAUACAGUCCAGGGAAGCAGGAGACAGCAGGCAGUGACUCACUACUGGAUAAGAUCCAGAAAGCUGCAGAGGUAGUGGCCAGUGCUGUCCUUCCCCCAACUGAACACCAGGGCAUCCGUCUCCAUGACAACCAUUACCGGGCCAUAGUUGCGCCGUCCGCACCCAUAGAGGUGGCUGUGCCUGCGUGUGCCUAUAACCUGCCUGCUCGCACACCAACAGCAUCGAUCCAGCGAUGUCCAGGGCAGGUGGGAGGCGGCUGGGAAGAGACCGACAGCAGCAACAGCUCCUCUCACAACUCUUCUCAGGAUAUCGCAGCUAACAGCAGGGCCUCUUUGGGCAGCAAGUCAGCUGGUACCGGGAGCCAAUCGGGGGCCAGUAGAGAGAGCAGUGGGGACCUAUCAGAAAGGGUGGAAGCCUUGCAGUUGGGGGACUGUGGCCAGGAGGUGGCGCUGAUCAGCAGACUGACUGAAGGAUCCAGAGUGUUCCUGUCCAGAGAGGAGAGCCAGCACUUCAUUAAAGAGUGCUCCAUUCUAAACUGUGAGGUUGUGGUGGAGUUGCUCUCGAGCAGGCUUCAAGAUCCCUCAAACACUGUUAAGAUGCGGGCACUGUCUGCUGUAGCAUGCCUCCUGACCUCUGACCUCCUUUCUCUGGAACAAAUGUUCGGAGCUACGCAACGAAGGCUCCGCCAGCUGAGUGAGGGGGCUCCAGGACCUGUGGCCAACAAAGCCACCAAGAUCCUGCGACAGUUUGAGGCUCUGAUGGGUGGAACUGUACACGCUCAAAGACGGGAUACAGCGAACAACAGCCACCAGGCAACAACUAAUCCGCUUACCUCAGCUACCCACUCGGACCCUUUACUUCCAGACCACUCUGCUGGCAAUCCCACCCUCAACCAUUAUCAGCCUGACAUCUCACCCACUGGUGUCCCCCAUCCACCAAAUCACCCAUCUUCCCACUCUAGUCUGUUCUUGGACCAGAGAGACCUCUCAGGGGAGCUGAUGAACGACUGCGAUGAGGAGAAACAGUCUCCCAUUCUGCGUGCGUUGGUGCAAAACCAGUCGGAGCCAGUCAGGACGGCUGAGGUUAAAUUGGUUGCUGAGGAAUCGGAACUUCACACAAACAGGAGCUCUUCCCACCGUGCUGAGCCCCAGAGUGAGCAGGCAUGUCUGGGCCGACUGUCCCUGUUCAGCGGUAUGGAGCUGGUGGCUCAGGGGAGGCCCCUGUGUACGAGAGGGACGUCCCAGACAGAGACGGACAUGACAGGCGACGACCGCUCAAGGGAGAAUCUAGCUGUGCAUAACAGUAUUGACAUCAAUAAAACCAGUGAUGAGUCUCCUUUUAUUAGCAAUACAGUUGCAUCUGACAGCAGUCAACCAGUAUCGGCCUUCACGUUUCUUAACUUUUGACCACAGACCAACGUUGUACAGCUGGAACUGUCAGUUCAAAACCAAUGAUGUCAUUGUGUGUGUGUGUGUGUGUGUGUGUGUGUGUGUGUAUAUACUUUUAGAAAUCUAUUUAAUUUUAUAAACCAAGAUCGGAUCUGUAAGCGUGGAACUAUAUAUAGACAGCAGAUUUACAUUAUGUUUUUUUUUUUUUCUGUAUGGUGCCUCCUUGGAACUUGCAUUAAGCAGUGGACUGGCCUGAGAGACAGAUUUAGGAACCAUAACUGUUGUCCUUUUAGAGUGAGUGCCAUCCACAGUUGGCAUGAUAACCCCCUACACUCUCUUAUGCGAGGACUGGUCUGUAAGCUAUGCUGAAGUCUCAUUUCUGAAAAGUGUUAAACAAGAAUACUUGCCUUGACUUACAUGUUAUUAUUGACAGUUGCUUUAUCUCAGGAUUCCUUUUAGCGAACUGAAACGACUUCUCGCCUCUGCAGCACGUCCUAAACCUCUGAGGGAGAAUCCCUCGAUUUGUAAUUUGCACUACAGUUGCUUUUCUAAUGGUCUCAUAAACCUACAAAUGAGGAGUUGUCUUCCAUAUUUUUGGUCAAUGUUACGACUUGGUUUACAAAUGAUUUAUUGUCUCCCAUGUAACAAUAAAAACAAACCCAUGAGUGGUUGUAGAGUGCAUGAUCGAAGACUAGUGGAUAACUUAUGGAAGAAUUUCUUAUUGAGAUGUGUGUGCAUAACUUGUGUGGCAUUGUGUUCAAUAAAACCUCUGCCAUCAGCAUAAUGCAAAAUAGCAAUUUAAUGAGCGGUUGUUUCUGUAACCAAAUACGAGGCAGAUUACCUUCACUAUCUCACUGUUGCUGUUCCAUUUACAUUCUCCACUGGGGUGUUGAGGACUGGAAUGUAGUACACACGACAUGCCAAAAUGGUAAUCCAACCUACCGAUAUGUACAAUGAACGCUAGUGCUGUGUGAUGUUUCUGUGAACGCAAGCUAAGCUUUGGCAAUAGCUGAGCUGAGGAACAAUAAAACCUGCUGUAAUUUGGUUACAGCACUAACAACUA
Molecule: messenger RNA, 3015 nt
Organism: Cyclopterus lumpus (lumpfish)
Lineage: Eukaryota; Metazoa; Chordata; Actinopteri; Perciformes; Cyclopteridae
Gene: tepsin
Product: TEPSIN adaptor related protein complex 4 accessory protein
Exons: 13
Coding region: 72-1970 (632 amino acids)
Cellular component (GO): trans-Golgi network membrane
Source: RefSeq, a predicted model, not a curated record